Molecule: messenger RNA, 522 nt
Organism: Psilocybe cubensis
Lineage: Eukaryota; Fungi; Basidiomycota; Agaricomycetes; Agaricales; Agrocybaceae
Exons: 9
Coding region: 1-522 (173 amino acids)
Source: RefSeq, a predicted model, not a curated record
AUGGAGAUCAACCAAGUCUGGCUUAAAAAAUGGGACUUUAUCGAGAUAGUGUACCUGUUCCAGCGGUACGCUGUUGUACUGGAUGCGUGUGUUUUGGCUAUUUAUCGGCAGACGGGGAGCGAUAUGACGGACGUCAAAUGCGAUCGCGUGAAAUGGAUAGUCGCAGCUGUGAUGGUGCUAGGCACAUUAUCAUCUGAAGUAAUCCUCACCGCGCGCGUAUGGGCACUCUGGAACCGGACCACCCGCCUCCUGACCGUUCUCUGCGCGUUGGGAGUGGUCAUUUGGGUCCCUGGGGUUGUGGGGCUUUAUAGGUUUUUUGUUACUGUUAAAGCACCGCCGAAACCGAUCUACAAAGGGUUCCAUGGUGUGUAUGGCGCUAGUUCUCAAGCCCGCGAUACAAUUCCGGCGGUUGGGUAUGGCGUCGAGAAUGCCGUUGUCGCUUAUUAUUUAUCGCGAUGUAUGUUCCAUCGUGAAUGUAAUUUCAUACUGGACGUUUCCGGUGUCGUUCCGCGUUAUUGGUAG